Messenger RNA from Phyllostomus hastatus (greater spear-nosed bat), 5012 nucleotides. It is a transcript of the gene PAM, whose product is annotated as peptidylglycine alpha-amidating monooxygenase. The coding region runs from base 769 to 3696 and encodes 975 amino acids. The record is from RefSeq and is a predicted model, not a curated record. NCBI's taxonomy places the organism in Eukaryota, Metazoa, Chordata, Mammalia, Chiroptera, Phyllostomidae. Gene Ontology annotation, cellular component: membrane; extracellular region. The transcript has 27 exons. Gene Ontology annotation, biological process: peptide metabolic process. Gene Ontology annotation, molecular function: peptidylglycine monooxygenase activity; protein binding; copper ion binding.
GCGGCGGGGUGGCAGGGGCGGGGCGCCGCGGAGCCGCCCCGGAGGAGGGCCCGGGAGCUGUCCCGGGGGGCGAGGGCCGGCGGCGGACGGGGUUGGGCCCCGAGCGCGCGCCGGGAGGAGGGAGCGGUCGCCGCGUGCUCGGCCAGUCCCCGCCCCGGGAGCCGGAGCCUCCCAACUAUCUCCGUCCGCCGCGUCCGCCGUUCUAGCCGCGCCCGCCGCUCCGCCGCCGGCCGCCCGCCCGCCGCCCGCGGGCUCGGGCUUCCGUCCCGGGCUGUGCCCGCGGUCGCGCAGAAUGUAAGCUCCCUGAUUGCAGCAGCCCUGUAUGGCUUGUUCAACACUGCACUCCAAAUACCUGAAACUGUGUCUGGCUCAGCUACCUCCAGAGGUUCUGAAUGAUGACUGACGCGGGAUUGUGUGAUAUCCUUCACAGUCCCUGUCAUUGCCGAGUGAUAAGGAACCUGCAAGUCUAGCCCCAGCACCAGGGACAAAAAAAAAAAAAAAAAAAGGCUCUGGAAGAAGGAAAGCUUCCGCUUGCGGACCGGACAAAAGUACCGCCUUCCCAGGGAUUUCCGCGUGAGACUAGGGAUAAAGACACCUCACCCCGUCCAGCUCGUCGCUUCCGCAGCCAGAUGGUGUGUGGCCGCCAGGACGCCCGCCGCGCCCCGGCGAUGAAGUAGCGGCUGCUGGCUGCGCCGCUGCCAGAGCUCCGGCCGAAGCCCAGAGCUGCGCUGCCCGGUCCUCUCCCGGCGGGGCCGGAGUGGCGUGGACAUGGCUGGCGUCUGUAGCCUGCUAGUUCUCCUCCUUGUUUUUAAUAAUAGCAGCUGUUUGGGUUUCAGAAGCCCGCUUUCUGUCUUUAAGAGGUUUAAAGAAACUACCAGAUCAUUUUCCAAUGAAUGCUUUGGUCCCAGUCGACCAGUAACUCCUAUUGAUUCAUCCGAUUUUGCAUUGGAUAUUCGGAUGCCUGGGGUUACACCUAAACAGUCUGAUACAUACUUCUGCAUGUCAAUGCGUUUGCCAACGGAUGAGGAAGCCUUCGUGAUUGACUUCAAGCCUCGUGCCAGCAUGGAUACUGUCCAUCAUAUGUUACUUUUUGGAUGCAAUAUGCCUUCUUCCACUGGAAGUUAUUGGUUUUGUGAUGAAGGAACCUGUGCAGAUAAAGCCAAUAUUCUGUAUGCCUGGGCAAGAAAUGCUCCCCCUACCAGACUCCCCGAAGGUGUUGGAUUCAGAGUUGGAGGAGAGACUGGAAGUAAAUACUUCGUACUACAAGUGCACUAUGGGGAUAUCAGUGCAUUUAGAGAUGAUCACAAGGACUGUUCUGGUGUAUCUUUACACCUCACCCGCCUGCCACAGCCCUUAAUUGCUGGCAUGUACCUUCUGAUGUCUGUUGACACUGUUAUACCAGCAGGGCAGAAAGUGGUGAAUUCUGACAUUUCAUGUCAUUAUAAAAAAUAUCCAAUGCAUGUCUUUGCUUAUAGAGUUCACACUCAUCAUUUAGGUAAGGUAGUAAGUGGAUACAGAGUGAGAAAUGGACAAUGGACACUGAUUGGACGCCAGAGCCCCCAGCUGCCACAGGCUUUCUACCCUGUGGAACACCCAGUAGAUGUUAGUUUUGGUGACAUACUGGCAGCAAGAUGUGUAUUCACUGGUGAAGGCAGGACAGAAGCCACACACAUUGGUGGCACAUCUAAUGAUGAAAUGUGCAACUUAUACAUUAUGUAUUACAUGGAAGCCAAGCAUGCAGUUUCUUUCAUGACCUGUACGCAGAAUGUAGCUCCAGAUAUAUUCAGAGCCAUACCACCAGAGGCCAAUAUUCCAAUUCCUGUAAAGCCAGAUAUGGUUAUGAUGCAUGGACAUCACAAAGAAGCAGAAAACAAAGAUAAGACUUCUAUACUCCAGCAGCCAAAACAAGAAGAAGUGUUAGAACAGGGUGAUUUCUAUUCACUGCUUUCCAAGCUGCUAGGAGAAAGGGAAGAUGUUGUUCAUGUGCACAAAUAUAAUCCUACAGAAAAGGCAGACUCAGAGUCAGAGCUGGUAGCUGAGAUUGCAAAUGUAGUCCAAAAGAAGGACCUUGGUCGAUCUGAUGCAAGAGAGAGUGCAGAACAUGAGGAGAGGGGCAAUGCUAUUCUUGUCAGAGACAGAAUUCACAAAUUUCACAGACUAGAAUCUACUUUGAGGCCAGCAGAGAGCAGAGCAUUCUCAUUACAGCAGCCCCUACCUGGUGAAGGCACCUGGGAAUCAGAACACACAGGAGAUUUCCAUGUAGAAGAGGCACUGGAUUGGCCUGGAGUAUACUUGCUACCAGGCCAGGUUUCUGGGGUGGCUCUGGACCCUAAGAAUAACUUGGUGAUUUUCCACAGAGGUAAUCAUGUCUGGGAUAUAAAUUCUUUUGACAGCAAGUUUGUUUACCAGCAAAGAGGACUUGGGCCAAUUGAAGAAGACACUAUUCUUGUCAUAGAUCCAAAUAAUGCUACAGUACUCCAGUCCAGGGGGAAAAAUCUAUUUUACUUGCCACAUGGCCUGACUAUAGACAAAGAUGGAAAUUACUGGGUCACAGACGUGGCUCUGCAUCAGGUGUUCAAACUGGAUCCAAACAGUAAAGAAGGCCCUUUGUUAACCCUGGGAAGGAGCAUGCAACCAGGCAGUGACCAGAAUCACUUCUGUCAACCCACCGAUGUGGCUGUGGAUCCAGACACUGGAACCAUCUAUGUAUCAGAUGGUUACUGCAACAGUCGGAUUGUGCAGUUUUCACCAAGUGGACAGUUCAUCACACAGUGGGGAGAAGAGUCUUCAGGGAGCAAUCCUGCACCAGGCCAGUUCAGUGUUCCCCAUAGCUUGGCCCUGGUGCCUCAUUUGGGUCAGUUAUGUGUGGCUGACAGGGAGAACGGGCGGAUCCAGUGUUUUAACACUGACACCAAGGAAUUUGUGCGAGAGAUUAAGCAUGCAUCAUUUGGAAGAAAUGUAUUUGCAAUUUCAUAUAUACCAGGUUUGCUGUUUGCGGUGAAUGGGAAACCUUACUUUGGGGACCAAGAACCUGUACAAGGAUUUGUGAUGAACUUUUCCAGUGGGGAAAUUAUAGACAUCUUCAAGCCAGUGCGCAAGCACUUUGACAUGCCUCACGACAUUGCUGCCUCUGAAGACGGGACUGUGUACGUCGGAGACGCUCACACCAACACUGUGUGGAAGUUCACCUCAACCGAAAAAAUGGAGCAUCGGUCGGUUAAAAAGGCUGGCAUUGAGGUCCAGGAAAUCAAAGAAUCCGAGGCAGUUGUUGAAACCAAAAUGGAGAACAAACCCGCCUCCUCAGAUUUGCAGAAGAUGCAAGAGAAACAGAAAAUGAUCAAAGAGCCAGACUCCGGAGUGCCUGUUGUUCUCAUUACAACCCUUCUGGUUAUUCCGGUGGCUGUCCUGCUGGCCAUUGCCGUAUUUAUUCGGUGGAAAAAAUCAAGGGCCUUUGGAGCAGAUUCUGAACACAAACUCGAGGCAAGUUCAGGAAGAGUGCUGGGAAAAUUUAGAGGAAAGGGAAGUGGAGGCCUAAACCUUGGAAAUUUCUUUGCGAGCCAUAAAGGCUACAGUCGAAAAGGGUUCGACCGCCUGAGCACGGAGGGAAGUGACCAGGAGAAAGAUGAAGAUGACGGCAGUGAAUCGGAGGAGGAGUAUUCUGCACCACUGCCCGCCCCUGUGCUUUCCUCCUCCUGAAAACUGGGCGACCAUGAGAUUGAUGAAGUUUAUCAGGAAUGCCAGAUUCCUUUCUCUUUAGCACGUUUAGAGUUUUGUGUAUUUAACUGUAAACCGUACUAGUAUGUGUGGGACUGUACACCUUUUAUUUACUUCAUUUUUGCUUAGUUGGUUUCUGUUUCCAGUUGAAAAGUUUCCUAAAAGUUCACAACAGUGCCAUUGUCUAUAUAUGAACAUAGAAUAGAGAAACAGCUCUCUUCUUCCAUCACACUACUAAUUUGUGAUGGAAGGUUUGUUCAUUUACAUUUUUGAGACUCUUCUGUAGAUGUAAAUAACACCAUUUUCUGCUUGAACACAGUAUUUUCCCAUUAGCGCUUCCAUUGCCAAUGUCUUUCUUUGGUGCCUUUUCCUGUUCAGCAUUCUCAGCCUGAUGACGAAGCUGCUAAAUCUCCUUCUAUUUUUUUAAAAUCACUAGCAUUAUAUUGCAACAAAAGAAAGAAAAAAGUCUCUAUUUAAAUUCUUUUUUUUUAAUUUUCUUCUUCGGUUGGUGUGUUUUUGGGAUGUCUUAUUUUUAGAUGGUUACACUGUUAGAACACUAUUUUCAGAAUCUGAGUGUAAUUUGUGUAAUAAAGUGUUUUCAGAGCAUCAGUUGUCAGAGUAUAUUUUGCAAUUUCUGCAUAUUUCAGGGUUUUAUAUAUAAAUUUUGUAUAAAUUACACAAACCACAGAUAUAGUGAAACCUACUCAAUGUCUUCAACUGGUAGAAAUGUUAUAUUGUAUUAAAAUUAAGAAGAUAUUUUGUUAUGUAUCCAAUAUAAAUUAAAAACCAGCCAAGAGUUAACAUACGUGUGUAAAACCAGGCCCUCUUUUAAAAUUCGAAGAGAGUUUUUGCCUGUUUGUCAAUCAGAAGGUAAAUAUUUUAAUAAAACAUGAUCGGAGCUAAGAGGAAAACUGUCUCAAAUUACAUAUGCAAAUGAGUUAAUCUGUGUAAAUUGCUAAUAGUUUCUUUUUAAAAGAAUAAUCUUAAACCAUCUUUUUCAUAUUCCAGCAAUGCAAUUUAGUAAGAAGUUGGUAAUUUUUGUUUUUGGAAGAGACUCUAGAACUCUUUAAUUCAGAUAUUGUAGUAGUUGGGAUGCUAGUGGUUUAAUUGACUAGACUAAUCUUGAAAACAAUGCAGGCUCUUUUGCUAAAAAUAUAAUGUCUUUCAGCUAUGUUAUAUAGGAAAUCUAACUUAACAUAGACUUAUUUUCUUUCAUAAUUGAUACCAAAGAGGAUCUGAUUAAAAGAAUUGUCACUUCUCAUGUUUACUUCACCUUAUUAAAAAUGUUUUUGCUCUUA